UUGAUAUUUUCGCGUGAAAAAAGCAUGAGAUCGGUAAUAAUGAAUGUCCGUCACGGUAAACAUGGUAAAUGGUAUGCCCUAAUAAGUUGGUAAAAAGUGCAUUUACAACAAACAGGAUUUUAUGGUAAAUGUUGAAACACAGAAAGUGACAAAGCUACUCCAUGAUGCCCAGAAGAGAGGCCUAUAACCUAUAUUCAGUUUUUGUGGGACAUCUGUCUAUGUCAGUGUCAAAGGCCGAGUUGUUCGAGCUCUUCUCUGGGUGUGGAGAAGUAGAGGAUGUUUUUAUAGGUGACAGUGGCUCAUCACAGUACUCUUACGGGUUUGUACGCUUUAGGGAAGUUGAGUCUGUCUACAAAGCAGUGAAAACUCUACACAGAUGGCCUCUGAAGGGAGUUAAACUUGUGGUGGAUAUUGCUAAAGAUACAGGAGACAAAAUAAAAAAAGAAGGGGAAGUUAAAAUUAAUAUAGACAAGUUGUCAUCGAGUUCAUCACUGAGUGCCCCUCUGGUGAGGGAUCGUCUUUACACGGGGACCAAGUCCAGCAUUAUCCAGGAUGUCGUACAGUUAGGGAGACUCAAGGAAACUUAUGCCUCCUUGUCAGUGGAAGCAAAACAGCAUACUGGGGCCUUUUCUGGCCACAAGUCAUUAAGUGUCACGGACAUAGAGACUUUCAUGGAGGAUGUUGAGCAGAGUAAUGGAAUAAAAUCAGAUUGUUAUGAGGGAAAAAUUCACAGUGAUGUCACCCCAGACUCUGUGUAUCAGGCACUGCUCAAUAGUGAUGACAUGGAUCCAGCAUUUGGGAUGCAGAGAUCGAAUCAGUUCCUGUCAGCACUGAGAGUGGUGAUGGGAAAUGUGGCUUCUUUUCUGAAGGACCAUGAACUGCUGUCUUCUGAAGCUGGGGAAAUGUUUGACCUGUGCAACAGGGAGGAGCAGAAUGAAGAGGAGGAAGAAGAGGAGAAGUAUGAAGAGGAGUCUUCCAGUGGGAGUAGUUCAUCACACAGCCAGAGGAAGGCGUACAGGGACUCUGGAUUUGAGUCUGAGCUAGAAACCAAGCCCAGAGAACCAGAGAGCUCGGAAUCAGAGCUGUGUCCAGUAUUUGAUAAUCUAACAUCUCCCAAUCAGGAAGGCCCAAAAUCUAGUCCACAUCUUCAAAAGGAGAUUAUCCAAUCCCAGAGCAGUAAAUGUUCAUCCUCUGAACCUGAAAGCAUGGAAGAUCUUAAACAAUUUGAAGAUGAUACACAGAAGUCAGGAGAAAGAAGAUCUGACUGGGUGCUGGAAGAACCAGAACAGAAGACAUUUAAAUCACUGGUAGAACUUAUACCAAUGAAGCAGAAUAGUAUUGAAAAAGUGAAAGAAAUGGUAAACCCAGAAUUGCAUGGUGUACAAUUAAGAGCUGACAGUAUUCUGAAAAAGGAAAAAGCAAACAAACCUUAUGAUGUAUUGGACACAGAUACUCCUAUGGUGAAACAAGCAGAUAUUCGAGUUGAAGAAGAAAACGCUGUGUCUUCAGUCAGUGGCUUGUCAUCUUCCACAGGCUCAUCUCAAAGCACAAAGUUACAAAGGUCCAAUUACUACAGACCAUUGUCUCCUGUAGCACCAGACCUUUCAAUCAUUUCUUCAGCUCUUCAUUCCAAACCAUCUAAGCCAUACUCAGGUGUUCAAUGCAGCAACAAUACAUUAGUUACUUGUCGUCCAAAAUCCAUACCUAUCGUUGAGCCUAUUGUAGACAGAUUACCCAAUGCCAUCUCGUCACCAAUCACUGAGUCGUUUUAUGUAGAUACAUCACCCGUCACCAGUUCAUCACCACUCAUCAAUCCCUUGUAUGAAGAUGAAUCAUCCACCUCAGUUUUGUUGAAUGAAAAGCAUGAACUGUCCCCACCAAAUGUCCCUAAUCAUCAUGUUAAUUCAGCACCACCUAUUAAUGACUUUGUCUCAAAAACAGAUUCCUCAGAGAUUUCUGUCAACCAAGAGAGUAGAGAUGUUCAAACCAGUACCUCCAUUCGGCGUCCAGUUUUUCACAAGAGUAUCUCUGAUUCCUGUGUUACCAGUCUUCAAAACUACACAAGGUCUCCCCCAGAUGAUGGGACAUCCAAGACUUCCAGAAAUCCAGAGUUGGAGGCUUUUCAAAGACUUGAUCUUUCAGAGUUGUUUGUGUCUUGUAACGGUAAAAAGCAAGGAGUGAACACCAAACAAUUGUGCUUGAAUGAUAUGUUUAGAUCAUGCAAUGGCAAGAAAUGGGAACUGCCUGUUGAGAAUCAACUCUGUCUUCAUGCAAAAAUAGAUGCACCUCAGAAACACCUUCCUAAAGGUGUGUCAUUUGAAGAAUGCCAGAGGAACUCGGAGACAGUUAAACUUGGGCGGGGACGAGGCCUUGAUUCACUGAGGAAGACUUUGAAGUAAUAUCUCCGAAGGUGAUUUCACAGAAGCAUCCAGAUUUUGCAGCUAAACAAUAAAGAAGAUUGUGAUUUUUAAGAGAUUUAAAGAAAGAGCUGAAUGUCGAUGUAGUCCUGUUGGGAAAAUUUUAAAAUAUUGUUAUGUUGAUGUAUAAAAGUUCACAUACUUUUAAACAGUCAAAAACAGGAUGUCAUCAAAUAUAGAACGUUUUUUUUAAAUGAAGUCAGAGUCAAGAGUUUUGAUAUUUAAAAAUAUUUCAAUAGUCCCUCUGAGCUUCAUUAGUCUGUGUUAUACUGUUAUCCUCUCUGAUGGGUUUCUUUUUUACUUAAAAAAAAAAUACUGGUAAGAAUUAUUUAAUAUUUUAAUGUUUUCACAAUAGUUACAAGAUAUAAAGUGAAUAAAUGAUAGUAUGUACAUGUAUGCUAUUAUUUUUACUACAUUAGUAUACUAAUUAUUAAAGUAAAAUUUCU
Magallana angulata is the source of this 2863-nucleotide messenger RNA. RefSeq lists its product as uncharacterized. The transcript has 8 exons. The coding region runs from base 162 to 2399 and encodes 745 amino acids. Gene Ontology annotation, biological process: mRNA splicing, via spliceosome. Gene Ontology annotation, molecular function: RNA binding. The record is from RefSeq and is a predicted model, not a curated record. NCBI's taxonomy places the organism in Eukaryota, Metazoa, Mollusca, Bivalvia, Ostreida, Ostreidae. Gene Ontology annotation, cellular component: nuclear speck.